AGCUGAGAAUGAAGCGGAGAGCAUCGGACAGAGGAGUUGGGGAAACGUCGGCCAGGGCGAAGGCUCUAGGAGGUGGCAUUUCUGGAAAUAAUGCAAAGAGAGCUGGACCAUUCAUCCUGGGCAGGAUGCCAGCAGGGGACAGCGAGCAGUGUCCAUCUCCAGGAGUACAGAAGUGCCCCAAACCUGGGCCCCGACAGGGGCCAGGCGGCCACCGCCGACGACCAGGGGAGUUCCCAAAGCUCUAGUUCCUCCUCCUGGAGAUGCUGACUCAAGGCUCCAGGUUGCCGCAGGGACCUCUGCUUUUACCACCGGCUCCUCAGAGGUUCCAGCACACCCCCGCCGUUGAAAACCCCUCCGUCUGGGAGCCGGCCUGGAAGAGUCAGGUGUCCCUCAGGCACAUGCGUCCCCGUCUGGGCAACUCCCCGGUGCCGAGCAUUGUGCAGUGUUUGGCGAGGAAAGACGGCACAGAUGACUUCUAUCAGCUGAAGGUCUUUGUGUGUGUGUGUGCCUUCCUAAAGAUCCUCACCCUUGAGGAGAGGGGGGACCAAGGAGUAGAAAGCCAGGAGGAGAGGCAAGGCAAGAUGCUGUUACACACCGAGUACUCUCUGCUCUCCCUCCUCCACACGCAGGACGGCGUGGCGCACCACCACGGGCUCUUCCAGGACCGCACCUGUGAAAUUGUCGAGGACGCGGAAUCCAGCCGAAUGGUUAAGAAGAUGAAGAAGCGCAUCUGCCUUGUCCUCGACUGCCUCUGCGCACACGACUUCAGCGACAAGACCGCCGACCUGAUCAACCUGCAGCACUACGUCAUCAAGGAGAAGAGGCUCAGCGAGCGGGAGACCGUGGUCAUCUUUUACGACGUGGUGCGCGUCGUGGAAGCCCUGCACCAGAAAAACAUUGUGCACAGAGACCUGAAGCUUGGGAACAUGGUGCUCAGCAAGAGGACGCAUCGGAUAACCAUCACCAACUUCUGCCUCGGGAAGCAUCUCGUGAGCGAGGGGGACCUGCUGAAGGACCAGAGGGGGAGCCCUGCCUACAUCAGCCCAGACGUGCUCAGCGGCCGGCCGUACCGGGGCAAGCCGAGUGACAUGUGGGCCCUGGGCGUGGUGCUCUUCACCAUGCUCUAUGGCCAGUUCCCGUUCUAUGACAGCAUCCCCCAGGAGCUCUUCCGCAAGAUCAAGGCCGCGGAGUACACCAUCCCAGAGGAUGGGCGCGUGUCCGAGAACACCGUGUGCCUCAUCCGGAAACUGCUGGUCCUCGACCCCCAGCAGCGCCUUGCCGCUGCCGACGUCCUGGAGGCCCUCAGUGCCAUCAUCGCGUCGUGGCAGUCCUUGUCAUCGCUGAGCGGCCCUUUGCAAGUGGUUCCUGACAUCGACGACCAGAUGAGCAACGCAGACAGCUCCCAGGAGGCGAAGGUGACGGAGGAGUGCUCCCAGUACGAAUUCGAGAACUACAUGCGCCAGCAGCUGCUGCUGGCCGAGGAGAAGAGCUCCGUGCACGAGGCCCGGAGCUGGGUGCCCAAGCGGCAGUUCGGCAGCGUGCCCCCUGUGCGGCGGCUGGGCCACGACGCACAGCCCAUGAACCCCCUGGACGCGGCCAUCCUGGCGCAGCGCUACCUGCGCAAGUAGCCCCAGCGCCGCCUCUUCCGACGCCCAGCCGGGGCCCCAACGCUCCCCCACCGGCUCCGUCGGCCGGCCGGGCAGGGACAGCGCAGGGCACACACGGGGUCAGCAGACGGACCACGAAGCUACCUUGAGAAUGAUCGCUUGAUUGUUUGGUUUUUUAAUCUGAGAAGCCUAGAUAACUAAUCUGCUUUUAAUCACGACGUUUUAAUCUACCUCCGGCUCUUUAACCGCGCUGUCUCCGGACUGAGUGAGAGGGAGGAGGAGGGAGCCCGCCCAGCGGACCCCCCACGCCCCCCCAGACAAAUAAGCUGAACACGCAGCUCGCUGCUGGCUCCCAAAAUGAACACCCACUGCCCACUGCCCUCCCCGGGCCCCUCCAGGCUGUCUGACCCUCCCCUUCUGACCCCAGGCCCCUCAGUCCAAGCUUUGGAAAACUUCACCUCAUCUUAAGCAGAAUUCAAAUAUAUUUAUUUUUGUACUGAAACCAACUUCUCUCCCAUCUCUAGGUGGCUUGGCCUGUGGCCACUCCCUGCCCCCACCCCCACCCCCCCACCGACCUGGCUGGACAGCAGGGAGUCCACCGCCCACACGUGGACCCCCUCCUCGCCCCCAGGCUCAGAAGCCCCUUCUUGCCAGCCCCUCCACCUCCAGCCCACCAGUCCCUCCUGUUUCUGGUGAUGGGGAGGCCUUUCUAGACUUGGUUCUCUUUCUCCCAUCUCAGUAGCUUCUCUGAGGUGCUGUAUCCUCGCAUUAAUCCUGGUUUCUUUCUGCACCCGCACCGUGGUACCGAGGUGACAUUGACACAGAUGUGAAUGGGGUGCCUGGUGGUCGGGCAGGGAGGGGAGCGCUGGGCCGACCGUGAAAGGGUGGGCCCUGCUCGCACGUCCUCUUGCUCCCCGCACCCCUCUGUGUUCACAGAAUGGUGGAAGCAUCUGCCCUCCUGUUCUUGCCUCAUAAUGGAUGUGGUGUCUCUCCCAGCAGACCCUGGCCAGGGCCCUUCAUCAGGGCUGUGGGGCUUGUGGGGAGCGCUGUAAGGACUGGGGGGGUCUGCCUGGCUUGAGAACAGCCCUGCUGCCCUUUUUGAGCCGAGAUUUUGAAGUGGAUGCCCGUCUUGCCAGAAACACUGUUCUCACCAGAAUGCCCUUCCUUCCCACUCUCCCUCACUGGACUUGGCCUUGCCCGGUGCCAAGCAAAGACCCCUCCUCUGGCCUAUCCCCCCAGGACCCCCUGGAAAGUCUGAGUUUUCCCCUCCAGGCAGCCCUGGGCCCUCAGGCCCUGUCUGUUCUUGCUCCCCAGUGGGGAGGUGACCGAGGCCUGUGCGACCUUGUUUCCCAGAGUGUGAGCUGCCCCCUCCCCAAAAGCUGACUCACUGUGAGUGACUUGGGCAAGUUCCCAAACCUCCUUGUGCCUCAGUUUCCCCAUCUGGAAAAAAUGGGGCCACCUCUUGCCAGCAGUAGCAGGGCCGCCCAUGCCCCUUCCUCCCCAUGCCCCCAUCCCAGCACUUGGGCGCCUCAUGCCUCUGCCUCAGUGGGUCUGUGGGAGCCCGCCGGAGCCCAGCACUUAUCCCCCCGAGCACCAAGCCCUGCCUCUACCAGCGGCCAGCCGCCGAGGGCCAGGGUGUCGUGCUGCGGGGCGGGGGAUGGCCUCUUUUCUAUAUUUAUUUCAAAAAGAAGUCUCCCAAGGGAGUAGAAAUGCAGUCUGGCCCAGGGCUCCCUGCCCCUGUGACUGUCCUCCCGUGAGGGUCUCGGCCGUGCCCCUGUCCAGCAGCCUGCCGGACCCUCUGGGCCUGCUUGCCACAGGUGGGCUUUCUCCUCCUUUUCAGAGCAAUACCCUCGGGGGUCUGCGGAGCCUUAUCAGGCUGCGCCCUCCAAGGUCAGCCCUGUGUCUGACGUUUGUGGCAAAGCAAAAGAGAGGAGGCUGGGCCCGCCCUCACCGGGUGUCACACGCUGAGAGGUCCUGUUGUAAAGAAACAAAACAGAAAAAGUCACAAAAAAGUUUGUAUAAAGACAUAUUUUUGUACUACAUGGGGACUCUUCCUGCAUGUCAGCAAUAAAACUUCUGACCUGGAGCCAG
Messenger RNA from Ailuropoda melanoleuca (giant panda), 3698 nucleotides. It is a transcript of the gene STK40, whose product is annotated as serine/threonine kinase 40. Lineage: Eukaryota; Metazoa; Chordata; Mammalia; Carnivora; Ursidae. The record is from RefSeq and is a predicted model, not a curated record. Gene Ontology annotation, biological process: protein phosphorylation. Bases 261 to 1628 code for a protein of 455 amino acids. The transcript is spliced from 11 exons. Gene Ontology annotation, molecular function: ATP binding; protein kinase activity.